GCCUUGGCGCAGUGCAGCUCCUACCUGAAGAAGCAAGGCAUCACCGCAGAGGCCGCUUAUGACACAGCCGGCAGUGCCAAGCUGAUCUCUGAAGGUAGUUUGAAGGGCGUGGCCGCAAUCUGCAGUGAAUUGGCCGCAGAGCACUUUGGCCUUGAGGUGUUGGACAAAGGCAUUGAGGACGACGACAACAACUUCACCCGCUUUCUGCUGCUGAGACCGGAGCCAGUCACUGUACCUCCUGGCGUAAAAUGCAAGACGUCCGUCGUCUUCUCCCUGGAGAACAUGGCAGGCUCCUUGUUCAAAGCAUUGUCGGUCUUUGCCCUGCGGGACAUUGAUCUCACCAAGAUCGAAAGCAGACCGUGCAAACCAGACAUCAUGACAAACCUUGAGCGCCUCUACGCGAGCAUGCGCGGGACCCCGCCAGCGAAGCGGGCAAAGACGGAUACAGUGGUGUCGGAAGCUCGAUUCCGUUACCUCUUCUACGUGGAUUUCCUGGCAUCUGUCGAGGAGCACAACGUCACCAACGCGUUGCGGCAUUUGCAAGAGAUGACGGUCUUCUUCAGAGUGUUGGGAUCCUUUCCCCAAGGCGGAGCCUUGGUGGGCUUGAAGCACCUGGAAGACCGGAUGGUGCCAAUUUUCCGCCCAGCCACGGAGCCAAAGAAGCGAGUUGGGGUCCUGGGAUUCGGCACCUUCGGUCAGUUCAUUGGCAAGAAGCUGGCCUUGGACCAUUUCGUCUUUGCAGCCAGCCGGGAAAACUACUCCCAGAUGGCGGCGAACUGCGGUGUGUCCUUCGGCUAG
Symbiodinium pilosum is the source of this 798-nucleotide messenger RNA. The record is from the annotation of a GenBank genome assembly. Lineage: Eukaryota; Dinophyceae; Suessiales; Symbiodiniaceae.